Messenger RNA from Necator americanus (New World hookworm), 1260 nucleotides. RefSeq lists its product as uncharacterized. Lineage: Eukaryota; Metazoa; Nematoda; Chromadorea; Rhabditida; Ancylostomatidae. Gene Ontology annotation, biological process: transmembrane transport. Gene Ontology annotation, molecular function: 3'-phosphoadenosine 5'-phosphosulfate transmembrane transporter activity. The coding region runs from base 1 to 1260 and encodes 419 amino acids. The record is from RefSeq and is a predicted model, not a curated record. The transcript has 11 exons. Gene Ontology annotation, cellular component: Golgi membrane; endoplasmic reticulum membrane.
AUGUCGUCUCAGGACGUCCGAACCCAUAUACGCUAUGGGUUACCUGCACGGGAGAUGUCACCAGACGAGCAGCCCUGGGUGAUCAAACUGUUAAUAAUACUGCUUGGAUAUGCAAGCGUGAUCGUACCAACUUUUCUUCUCAUCUGCUUCAUCCGACGGAAAUAUGCAGCAUCAGAGCCAAGGAAUACGUUUGGAAGAUUUCUCCGGUCAUUUGCAAUUGGAAAUGAGAAUUAUCAAUUAUUGGAGACAACUACUGGGAAACAAUCCACGACACCGGAAAUGCGAAAUCUUUUAAAAGACGCAAUUAUGUUGCUGUUUUUCUUUUCUGGUAUUCAGUGUACUUUGGUGAUGAUGGGUUUUUUGCAAGAACGUAUCAUAACAAGAGGUUAUACGGUCCACAAUUCUUUGGUGGUGGACCAAUUUGGCGACGCACAAUUUCUGGUGUUCUGCAAUCGUGUUGUAGCCAUAUUCGUAUGCACAAUUGUCUUGAUGAUCACAUGGAGAAGGCAGCCACCUCAUGUGCAACCAUUGUAUGUUCACUCGUAUACUUCAAUUUCGAAUACGAUGUCCACUUGGUGUCAGUACGAAGCACUCAAAUACGUCUCUUUCCCUACUCAGACUAUUUGCAAGACUUCAAAAGUGGUUGUGACAAUGUUGAUGGGUUUAAUACUACGCGGUCAACGCUAUUCAUAUCAAGAGUGGAGUUGCGGUGGAGCUGUAGGCCUAGGUGCCAGUCUCUUUCUUCUGAGCAGUGGUCGAAGUCGUGCCGAAGGUGUUGUAACGUCGAUCUCAGGAAUGCUCUUAAUGAUUGGGUACUUACUGUUCGACUCGUACACAUUGAACUACCAAAAAAAGUUGUUUGACAAGAAGCCGAAGAUCUCUAAGUAUCAGAUGAUGAUGGGUGUGAACGUCUUCUCAGCGAUUCUCUGCGCUGUUUCUCUCAUUGAACAGGGAACUCUUUUCUCAUCCAUAGAAUUUGCGCUGCAUCACGAAAACUUUGCUCGAGACGCAUUCUUCCUUAGUUUAUCAGGAGCCACAGGACAGCUCUUCAUUUAUUCUACAAUUGAAAAAUUUGGCCCUAUCGUCUUCGCAGUAAUGAUGACUAUACGACAAAUGUUAUCGAUUCUGUUAUCAUCGUUCUACUACGGUCACUCUCUAUCAAGCUGGUCUUUGGUAGGGUUCGCCAUCGUGUUUUCCGCGAUUUUCCUGGACAUAUACAGGCGAUAUUUCGAGAGGAGACGAGCAACGAUCAGGCAGUAG